UUAUCGCGAGACGUGCAACAACUAUCACAUCGCAGAUACCUGCUAACCUAGCUGGACGACGAGUCUCCUCAUCUUUGAAUGUGAUACGAGUGUUUUCGUGGAUUUAAUGUUAGCCAUCGAAGAUAUUUGGCCGCCGACAAUCAAGAGUAAUUGCCGUCCUUCGUCUUUGGUUGUUUCCAUUUCAUUUACACAGUUAACUUGAGUGCUAGCUAGGACGGGCUUGUAACGUUACUGGCUACGCUUCACUGGCUCCCUUGUUUACACUUUAGCUAGAGUUAAUGUGUUAGCUAAUGUAACGUUACACUAGCAAACACCAAAUGCAUUUUCUGUUUACAACCAGGUUUCUUACAGCUAGCUAGACGUUGGUUACGUUUAUGUCCUUAGACUAUGCAAACUGGCUCUCGGUACGACACCGCAUAGCAUGUCAUCACUAAAUGAUACCAGCGUUAGCUUACAACAUAAAGCAUUGACAGCAUAUCUUUACUGAGAUCGCUAAAAGCGCCGCACAGGUUGAUUAUCAGUAUUUGUUUAACCACAAGGAGAUUGGGUUAAGAAAGGAAAUCGCCGCGAUAGAUGGCUAACGUUAGAUAGCAUGGCAACAUCUCAUGGCAGUUCACAGAUGCCUCAGUAGAGGAGUGUACAGUAGUAACCACAUCGUCCCUCAACUGUCUGUGGAGGGCAACCUCAGAAGAAAACAGCGGUGUCAGUCAGUCGUUGACAUUAAAAUAUCAUCACUGAAACAAAGGACAAUGGAGUCUGUGAGGAGUGCUUUCCACGCUCAGCUGGCCACAGUCAUGGACUCGCUGCUGGCAGCUGCUGUUUGCGAGAUCGCCAAGAUCUUUGAGGGCAGCCUGUGUGAACAGCAGGCGGAGCUAGCGCAGAAAACAGAGGAGAUCUCUAUCCUCCGAGGCAAGCUGGAGAAAGUGGAGAGGAGGCAGAAGGCAAAAGGUGGAGGAAGCGAGGAAGGGGAGAUGCCAUCAGGAGACCGAGAUGGUAGCUUGAGGCAUCAGACCCUGACAGGACCAGGGCUGAAUGUGGCAAAGGAUGUGUCGUCUUCUCAUUCAGACCCAGUAGAUGGACUCAGUCAGAGCCUCAGCGAGCUGAAAGAGGAGGUCACAGGCCAGGAUGGAGCUUCUGUAAAACAUGAGCGUGCUGGAUCACGGCCUAUCCUGGCUUCUGUUGCAGGCCAAGCCCAAGAGAGAUGUCUUGCUACUGUGGACCAGAGGCAGAUAGAUACACAGUCUGCCACACAAGCCAAGGCAAAAUUGUCUCACUGGGAUCAGGGCAGUCAUGGUGCAGACCACAGACCCCUCCAAGAUCAAGCCUCUACCCCUUUUCUCUCCAUCUCCCAGAGCGGACGUUGCUCUCCCAGGCCUGACCCAAGCUUAGCUCAACCAGGGGAGUGGUUACCAGGGUUGGAUGCCAGCCGAGGUGAGGUGUCUGGUCUGGAGAACCUGCAGGCAGAUGGUUCUGGUCCAGCUAGCAGCAGCACUGGCACACCCUGCUUCCGACCAGGUUUUGGCUCUGAUGAGACAAGCAACGAAGAUGAUGAUAGCUCUUUCCCUUUUCUGGACCAGGAGCCUGAGAACCAGAACUCCAAUCAGAACUCAGUGCAGGGCCACAGCGUGGGGCAGAGGGGGGCUCGGCAGCUUCAACCUCAGGCACCCUCUGGUGAAUCACCAUGGAGACCCCGAGACGACAGGGGUGGGAGAGGCCCCAUAAAUCACACACGGCGGGUCACAACUUUUGGCAACAGAGACCCUCUCCGACCACAGUCCAAUUCACAGUCGCUCACGCUACGACACACAAACACUCUCAGCCAUCCUGUUGCUCCUGGUGGAGGGAACGGACGACCUUACACCUGCCCAUACUGUACCAAGUGUUUCACCUACCCCUCCCACCAGCGCAGACAUCUUUUACGCCACACAGGAGUCAGACUGCAUCCCUGUCAGUUUUGUGACAAGAGUUUUCUCACUCCUUCUGAGCUUACUGUGCACACUCGCACGCAUACAGGCGAGCGGCCUUUUGGUUGCGCUCAGUGUGGUAAACGUUUUGCCCGCAGCGGGAACUUGAGAGCCCAUCAACGGGACGUUCACAUGGGGAAGAGGCCCUUUGCUUGUACAGAGUGUGGGAAGAGAUUUGCUCACAGGGGGAACCUGAGGGUGCACAAUCACAGAGUCCAUCAAGGAGAUCCCUACUACAUGGAUGAUCAGCAGGAGUCCGACAUGGGACCUAAUCCCAUUUGAAAGACUUUAAAAAUAUGGUUCUGCACAUUUCAUUUUGCUAGCAAAAUAAACCCUAGGAACAUGUUUCAGGAUUGCCUAUUGUGUCCCACAUAAACUUACAACGGAACACUUAAAAACCGUUUGAAAGGAUUUGAUGUGUUUGUUUUAUUUGUUUUGUCAAAUUUUAUGUGGGACAACCAUAAAAUGAACCACCGUAACAUUUUAUCAUAUGUAAUCAAUGACGUACAUGGUAAAAGUAAAUUUUUGAGUGUCUUAAUUUAAUUUUUAAAUUUAAUUCUGUGUCAGAAUUGUGGGUCACACUAAAAGGGAGAGCUUUUUAUUUAUCUGUAUUGUAAAUGACUAGAUAAAAAAUCGUAAGAAAUAUUGGCUAUUGUAAAGAAACAAAUGUUUCUCCAGGAUGACCCUGUCCAAUAAUGUUCUUUGCUCACAGUGAAAUGUCACUGAACAGACUGAACUAUAUUUUCAUUAUAAGACAAUAAAGAAAGUUGGUAUUAGAUUUAGACAUGUGGCAUGCAGAGGUAGGAUAGCAGGUCUCUUCCAUCACAAUAGUGCUUAUGUACUGCCCAUCUCCUCAAGCCUUUAUUUUGACUGUGCUGUAAAAUGGAAAUGUGUUGUUGAAGAAGAACUGUGCUUUUAUUUUACAUCCUGUUUUGAAAUUAAAUAAUAUACUCGCGUAUAAACUA
This is a messenger RNA of Micropterus salmoides (largemouth bass), 2929 nucleotides long. Its product is annotated as zinc finger protein 408-like. The coding region runs from base 606 to 2246 and encodes 546 amino acids. Gene Ontology annotation, biological process: regulation of transcription by RNA polymerase II. Gene Ontology annotation, molecular function: RNA polymerase II cis-regulatory region sequence-specific DNA binding; DNA-binding transcription factor activity. The record is from RefSeq and is a predicted model, not a curated record. NCBI's taxonomy places the organism in Eukaryota, Metazoa, Chordata, Actinopteri, Centrarchiformes, Centrarchidae. The transcript is spliced from 4 exons.